This is a messenger RNA of Cornus florida, 2493 nucleotides long. RefSeq lists its product as uncharacterized. Gene Ontology annotation, biological process: protein transport. NCBI's taxonomy places the organism in Eukaryota, Viridiplantae, Streptophyta, Magnoliopsida, Cornales, Cornaceae. The transcript is spliced from 6 exons. The record is from RefSeq and is a predicted model, not a curated record. Bases 141 to 2039 code for a protein of 632 amino acids.
UAUAAAGCCGUGUGUGUGUGACUGUGUGUGUUUAGAAGAGAGAGAGAGAGAGAGAGAGAGAGCUCCUUUUACUUCAAAAACAUUGUGUUUGUACCGAGUUAGUCCAGAUCUCUGUUUUGAUCGAAGAACCGCGAUCGAAGAUGUUGGACGGACUGUUAGGGCGAGGUUUCAGCUCCAAAUGUAAAUCGUUGAUUAAGAUGAUGAGGACGCGAAUCGAUGUGAUACGAAGGAAUAAGGAUGCCAGACAGAGGAUUAUGAAGAAAGACAUUGCCGAUCUACUUGCUAACGGCCUCGUUACCAAUGCCUUCAUAAGGACUGAAGAAUUUUUCGCUGGGCUGUGCCUCUUGUUUUGCUAUGACUUCAUUGAGCAGUCUUGUGAAUACAUAUUGAAGCAGCUUUCUAUCAUGCAAAAACAAAGGGAGUGCCCAGAAGAAUGUAGGGAGGCUGUGUCAUCUCUGAUGUUUGCUGCAGCUAGAUUUUCUGAUUUGCCUGAACUCCGUGAUCUUAGGGAUACGUUUCAAGAUAGAUAUGGAAAUUCCUUGGAAUAUUAUGUGAAUCAAAAGUUUGUUGAGAAACUUGCUUCAAAUCCUCCCACAAUGGAGAAGAAACUCCAGUUACUGCAAGACAUAGCAUUGGAGUUUUCAGUAAAGUGGGACUGCAGGGGUUAUGAACAGAUCCUUACUACUGCCCCUGCAUUUACGGAGGACCAACCUGGGAAAUAUGGGCCUUCCCAUGUUAUUGAUGAUAGACACAAAUUACCCAAUGGUAAGGACAAAAUCCCAAGAGCACACAAACGGGAUCUUUCAUCUAAAGAAAGGGAUGAGCUUGGUAACAACAAACAGAUGAUGCGGAAUGGCAUGGAAUUCACCAGUAAUGGAGUCAAGCCCCUUGCCAGCAGGGAAGAACCACCUAUCCCAAACAGGGACAAUACCGUAUACACAGUAAGAGCAGGUAGUUCAUCUCGUGGAGCAAGGCGAGAAUUUAUUGAUGGAGGAUACCAGCAUCAUAAUAAUAAGGUACAUAUUUCCCCAGGGAGAGAUAGCCAGGACCCUCCCUCUCAUGGAAAACCAUUAGCUGCUGUAUGUUCUGAAGCACUCCCAAUUAAGCGUGAGGAUAAAGAUGUCUCGUCUUCCAGUCAUAACCAUGUUGGACAACAGAGUAUUGCAAGCUCAACAAAAAAAGUACAGGAGGAUAAGACAGAUAGGGUGAAGUCCUUCUACAACAAUGCUCCCCCCCCACCAUACAUUAGGUCGGAAGAUAAUGGCAUACCUUCUCCAUAUACUAAACCCAAAGGUAGCAAAUAUGGUUCAAAUAAAGGGUCUAAAGAUUCCAGUUUUUACUGUGGUGAAGCCUCCAUUGAUCCUUCAAGCCAUAACAAAGAGAAAGCAGUUAAUGGGUCAGAGAGGAUUCGGAUGGAAUCAGAGCAACCCAACCACGAGGGGAAGUUUGUUGGACCAGCAAGGGUGAAUAGUCAUUGUCAUGAGAAAGAUCCUUCUUGUCAGGAUGAUAUACCGUUGCCAAAACCAAGAUCAGUUAGAAGGAAACACUCAAAAAAAUCAUCAUCCACUCGGAAUGAUCUUGGCAAUUUUGGAGAUUCAGGAGUUGGAAAGGGUUCAAGUAGCAGGAGAAGAGAUAACUCAAGAAGAGGCUUGCAGAUCUUGUUUGAGGAUGAGCAUCAUCACAAAGAUGAAGAUGAAAGGGUUCUAGAUAAGUUGUUGUUACAUUUCAGCAAGAAACCAUCAAUCUACGAACCAGGGAAGGUGGGGAAAAGGUCAAAAGAUCAUCCUUCCCAUCAGAUAGCUACCAAUGCUGCCCUUCAAAAUAGCAGCAGAGAUGGGCCUGUGGCAGAGCCAGAAAUGGUUGCUCCUCCAACCAGGUCCAUUUCUCUCCCUCGUGAGCAAACUGCCCCUUCAGAGGCAAAAAAUGUUUUUGCUCGUACCAAUUCUUUUCAGCCAGGUAACCAAGCACGGCAUGUGCAUCCCAAGUUACCAGAUUAUGAUGAUUUGGCCAAACGGUUUGCAGCCCUGAGAGGGAGAUAAAGUGUAAGAGUAAGUAAAACUUAGAAAUCGCAUAUUCUUCUAUUUGCACGACAAUUUAUUAAUUAUUAUCUUCUUCACUUGUGUGUCCGUUGGUGAGCCGGCAGAAAGGGUGGUUAACCUUGCUCCCACGAAGGGCUCUGCCCGUAAACACUGGGGUUGAAGUGUCCCUGAAUAAUUGCCUUGCAACUCUGUUACUAGAGCAUAGCCCUGUGUCACCUUCUUCCCAUCUUUCAAUGAAAGGUUACAUGCUACUCUGCCAUGCAUGUAGUGUAUGUUGGUAUUACUCUUUUCUGCAAUCCAUGGCAUCCACGGGCAAUAUAUGCUUGUCCUAAGUUUCACUUAGUUGAGAACUUGGUUGUAAAGUUGUAACCAUGCAUGUUAAACGUUACAUUACACAUAUUCCGCAGAUUAAUAAAUAGACGGUGGUGAUCGAGAUUAAGUUUGGUAUUGCUUA